UGCCAACUACUGUAUUUGCAAUUUCGCAAAAAACUCUGCCAAAAAACCUCUUGCGCUUGCAGAAAACGCAACGUCAUACUCAUAACUCAUUUAGCGAGCCUCCCAAAGCUCUCCAACAAUUUCCCACUCUUUUAUAAGUGGGAGAAAACCCCCCAUUUUCUCUCUCUUCGAUUGACUGAAUCUGUCUCUCUCUCUUUAGAUCUCUCUUUUUCUGAUUAUAUCGUCUUUAGGAGAGAGAAAGAGUAAGAGAUAACCACAAUGGCAGAUCAGACCGCCGCUAAGCCUGCCGGAGUUUGGCCCACCGUUAAACCCUUCGUUAAUGGCGGUGCCUCCGGUAUGCUCGCUACCUGUGUCAUUCAACCCAUCGAUAUGAUAAAGGUGAGAAUUCAAUUGGGUCAGGGAUCAGCUGUUCAGGUGACCAAGAACAUGCUUGCAAACGAGGGUAUUGGUACCUUCUACAAGGGUUUGUCUGCUGGGUUGCUUAGGCAAGCCACAUAUACAACAGCAAGACUUGGGUCUUUCAAGAUAUUGACGAACAAAGCUAUAGCUGCCAAUGAUGGGAAGCCUUUGCCUUUGUACCAAAAGGCUCUUUGUGGAUUAACUGCUGGUGCUAUUGGAGCAUCUGUUGGUAGUCCUGCUGAUCUUGCACUCAUUCGUAUGCAAGCUGAUGCUACUUUGCCAGCUGCUCAACGAAGACACUACAAGAAUGCAUUCCAUGCUCUUUACAGAAUUGUUUCUGACGAGGGAGUUUUGUCACUCUGGAAAGGUGCAGGUCCAACAGUUGUAAGAGCUAUGGCAUUGAACAUGGGUAUGCUUGCCUCUUAUGAUCAAUCUGUGGAGUUCUUCAGGGAUAACGUCGGCCUUGGUGAAGGUGCUACUAUUGUAGGUGCUAGUGCUGUUUCUGGAUUCUUCGCUGCUGCUUGCAGUCUACCAUUUGAUUAUGUGAAAACACAAAUACAGAAAAUGCAGCCUGAUGCUACUGGGAAGUAUCCAUAUACUGGUUCGUUGGACUGUACAAUGAAAACAUUGAAAGCUGGUGGCCCCUUGAAAUUCUACACUGGAUUUCCUGUCUACUGUGUUAGAAUUGCCCCACACGUCAUGAUGACAUGGAUUUUCCUGAACCAAAUUAACAAGUUUGAGAAGAAAAUUGGAUUGUAGAUCAGAGACAAGGUGUGAUGCAGCUCUAAUAGUGAACCUUAAUAUUCACAACUCUGAUUGCUGGUUUCAGGGCUCAGCAAGCAAAGAAUGUUGUUUUAUCUUUUUAUGGAAUUAAAGCUUUAAAAUUUUGCUGGAACUGUAAUAAAUUAGCAAAAACAAUCGUAUUAGAAUUACAUGAUUCUUUUGGGAUAGGUUGAAGCCAUCCUUAGCCAUAGCUGAAUUAGUUAUGUCGUCUUUUGGAUGAUAUGUUAGAGUUGAGACUAUUAUUAAUACAUUGCGGAAGUUGUAAGCUCAGCCAUAACGUGGUUGAUUUCUUUGUCA
This is a messenger RNA of Spinacia oleracea (spinach), 1479 nucleotides long. Its product is annotated as mitochondrial dicarboxylate/tricarboxylate transporter DTC. Lineage: Eukaryota; Viridiplantae; Streptophyta; Magnoliopsida; Caryophyllales; Amaranthaceae. The transcript is spliced from 6 exons. The record is from RefSeq and is a predicted model, not a curated record. Bases 259 to 1158 code for a protein of 299 amino acids.